AGUGAAAUAGGUUAGAAUUUGCAUUGGUUUAUAUCAGUUUUGCAUGCUCAAGUUAUUAACGUUGAUAUCAUUUUAUUAAUGUGAUGGCUGUGUUGGAUACUAAAAAUGCUCGUGAAAAUAUGAAGCACGAGAAGAAGACCGCCAAAGCAGUGCAAAUGCAUACAGAUUAUAUCAAGUAUGCAAGGAGUUUGGCUGGGAAUGAUAAGGAGGAUAGAGAUAGAGCUUUGCAGAGGCUGGGUAAAUGGCUGAAAAAGAUUGAGAAAAGCAAUUAUUCCCUCCAAGAGGAUGAACUGUUGGUGCUAUGGAAGGGCCUCUUCUAUUCGAUGUGGAUGUCAGAUAAGCUUUUGAUUCAAGAAGAAUGUGCAGAAAAUAUUGCACAUUUAAUACACAAACUGCAAGACAACCAGUUGAUCUUUUUUAAAUGUGGACUUAAAACCCUCUGCAAUGAAUGGUUUGGCAUAGAUCAACUUCGAUUGGAUAAGUUUAUGAUGUUUGCAAGGAGACUCAUGAGACAGGCCCUAGUUGUUAUCAGGAACAAUGAAUGGAAGUUUGAGUAUGUUAAGCAAUUUCAAGAUAUUUUGAAUGAAACAGUGCUCAAUCCCCAACCAGGUGGAUUUCUUGGAUUGACUAUGCACAUUUCUGAUAUUUAUUGGGAAGAAAUUUCUAAAAUAUCACAAGGAAAGAUUACUCAGAAAACAAUUAACGAACUUUUACUUCCGUUUUUGCAUUAUAUAGUGGCUUUGGAUAAUGCCUGUGAUAUCCAAAACUUUUCCGAAAACAUAUUUCGUUAUCUCAUAAAGCAAACUGACUUGCACUUAGAAUAUGAGGAGAAGUUUGCUGCAUGGAGAAAUAUGGGAUAUCCGGGCGGUGAUAUUAGGAAACUGCAAAAGCAAGUGGUUGAUGAUGAUGAUGAUGAAGAUGAUGAUGCGACUGACAAAGAUGUUAGUUUAGGAGAACAAGUUUUAGAUCCUAGGGCAGGAUCAGUGCACGUGACAUUGCCGCAACUGCAUUUCAACGCCAAUCAGAUCGCAUCGCUUUUGGAGAAAUACAAGUACGGAAAGGGUUCCAACAAGAAAUCUCGAGCAUAUAUAAACAAAUUAAUCGAAAAUUUCAAACUGGUUGCCAAGAAUAUCUAUCCGUACGGUAUAAAGAAAGUCAAUUUGGAUGAUGGCAAACUCGACAUCAAGAAAGCGACGAAAGAGUUGAUGGGCAAAUUUGAAGUCAAGAACAAACGAAAAAAUAGGAAGAGAAAAAGAAAAGAUAACGACGAUGUUGUUGCAGACAAGCAAGAUGAAGUCAACAUUCACACCAAGACAGUGAAAUGUGAGGAAGUAACAGCAAAUAAAAGUAAGAAAAAGAAGAUCCAAGAUGCGGGACCACUGAGUAAUAAUACGAAAAGGAAGAGUGAUGAGGAUCUUGCGUUGCAGCAGACAAAGAAACCUAAUUUGAAUAGCAGCAACUUUGAGGAAGUGUUGAACAACUUCGAGAUGGCGUUUACCAGGAACUCUGGUGUUUGGCACGUGUAUUCAGCGGAUGAUAUUGAAUGCAGCAACAUCACCGUGGACAACCACUCCAAUGGCGGAAGCUCGAAGAAAGUGAAGAUCGAUUUGAAGAUGAACCAAUCGCAGGAAAUUGACGAGCACGAAGCUCAGCUGCGGAGCUCUCCUGCAAUACCAUUCGAUGCGAACAGGAAACCGCGGAAGACCUUGCUGAAACCAAAUGCUGCCUCCAGUCCAAUCAGUGCUAUCUACAGAAAACAGUUGUUGGAAGAGUGGUGAAACCAUUGCACAUAUUACAAAUGUUUAUUAUAAUUAUAAAAAUGAGAAUUAUA
Molecule: messenger RNA, 1831 nt
Organism: Nicrophorus vespilloides
Lineage: Eukaryota; Metazoa; Arthropoda; Insecta; Coleoptera; Silphidae
Product: ribosomal RNA processing protein 1 homolog
Exons: 7
Coding region: 84-1778 (564 amino acids)
Biological process (GO): rRNA processing
Cellular component (GO): preribosome, small subunit precursor; preribosome, large subunit precursor; nucleus
Source: RefSeq, a predicted model, not a curated record